CCCCACCACCACUACCACCACCUCAUCCUCGUUUCCCCAAAUCCAAAAACACUUCUCAAAAACCAAAAAAAGAAAAAAAAAACACAAAGAAAACAAAAACAAAAAAAGAAGGAAAAAAUAAAAAUAAAAACUUCAGCUUUUUUCCUCUUUCUCUAUCCAUAAGGAAAGGAACGACAAAUACUAUUUAGGAUAUCUCACCCCAUAUGCAUACUCUUUCUCUCUCUCUCUCUCUCUCUCUCUCUCUAUAUCUCUUUCUCUCUCACAUUUAAUGUUUUUCUGAGUUUCCUCGUUGCCGUUUUUAUGUCUUUUACUGCUGAUUUUUAAUUUUACAAAAAAUAAAAAAUAAAAAAAAAUAAAACCCUCUUCAUCGUCUCGUUUCCACCGCCAUUUUUUUUUCUUUUUUAAUUAUCAAUUUUUUUUGUUUAUUCGUUUUUUGGUCAAUUCCAAUUACUUUCUCUGAGAGAGUAGCUCAGAUGCCAAUGCCCCAUUGCUAAAGGACAAUUAUCACUUCAAAACCCACAUACAUUUCAUGGCAGCAACCACAACAACAACUACUACAACUACUUCUCACUUCAAAGUCCAAACCCAACCCACCAAGCCCAAACGCCGCAAGUGCCGUGAAACCACCAUUUCCACCUCCGCCGCCGCAGCCGCCACACCCAAUUAUCGCAGAGUUCUUGAAAACCCCACCAUUGUUUCGCCGGACAACUCUUGGUGUUGCCCUGCUUCCAAGCACAUUCCCACUCCUCCUCCUCCACCUCCUUCUCCACCUGCUCAGCCCAAAAGGAACGGUGGGCUGUCGUAUCACAGUCAAGAAUCUGAUCCUGUGCCCACUAACCCAUCUUCUUCUUCUCCGGCUUCUUCGCCGUCUUCAUCUUUCCGGAUUCGUUUCUCGCCGGGGAGUCUUUCUCCGGUGAUGGAUUUCAUACCCACUUCGGCUUCUAAUGGUACGGCAACCGCAACGGCAACGGCAACGACAACAGCUAAUGGUACGGUGGUGGCGACUAAUGGGUAUUCGGGUCAUCAUCACGAUUCGUUCCCUUCGAGCUUCAGCAAGUUCAAUUCGGUGCUCACCGCUGGGCUUCUGAACCCAAUGUCGCCGCCUCCUCCGCCUGAUAAGACCCGAUCGAGCCCGACUCUUUUCGAGAUGAUGGCCAAUGAGCCCGAUAUCCAUCCCAGGACUCAGAUCCAAUCCAACAAUGUCGCCGUCGCUGCUUCGCAGAAGCUUCAGAUGGUUUCGGCUCAGGACAGGCAGGCAUUGAUGAUGCAGAGGAUUGCCGACGCUUUGGGUUCUCGUAGUCCCGGAAACCAGUUCAACGACCCGUCGUCCGGUGACAUUAAGCUUACGUUGAGUUCGAGAGAUGGUUUUAGUAUUUCCAUGAAUGUUCACCGUCAGAUUCUGGUCGCUCACAGUCGUUUCUUCGCUGUGAAGCUGUCCGAUAGGUGGACCAAGCAGCAGAGAACGACGUCGCCUUCUCCUUACUCUGUGGAAAUUGCUGAUUGUGAUGAUGUUGAGAUUUAUAUAGAGACCUUGCGGUUGAUGUAUUGCAAAGAUCUGAGGAAGAAGCUUAUGAAGGAGGAUGUUCCUAGAGUUCUUGGGAUUUUGAAGGUUUCUGCUGCAAUUGGGUUCGAUGCUGGUGUUUUGUCUUGUUUGGAGUACUUAGAAGCUGCUCCAUGGGCUGAGGACGAAGAAGAGAAGGUGGCCUCGCUUUUGUCCGAGCUUCACCUUGAAGGUGUUGGAGCAGGGGAGGUUCUGAAGAGGGUCUCAAUUGAAGUUAAUAAUGGAACUGAAGAAGGAAAUGAUAAUGAAGAAGUUCUUCUCAAACUUUUACAUGUAGUUCUUGAAGGCAAAGAUGAGAAAGCUAGGAGGGAUAUGAAAGGUUUGGUGUUGAAGAUGCUUCGUGAGAAUUCGUCUCAUAAUGAUCUUCGCAAAGAGUCAUUGUACUCGGCUUGUGACGGGUGUUUGCAAUUGCUUCACCACCAUUUUUUGCGGGCAGCAGAGUCGGAUUUGCAAAAUGUGGGUCAGAUUGCUAGGCAAGCUGAUAAUAUGCAUUGGAUGUUGGAUAUUUUGAUUGAUAGACAGAUUGCUGAGGAUUUCUUGAAAACAUGGGCAUCUCAAACCGAAAUGUCUGCUGCACAUUCUAAAGUGCCUGCAGUUCAUAGGUAUGAGGUUAGCAGAGUUACAGCACGCUUAUUUGUCGGUAUUGGGAAGGGGCAGCUAUUAGCUUCCAAGGAUGUGAGAUUUUUGCUUUUACGUACAUGGUUGGUGCCAUUUUAUGACGAUUUUGCGUGGAUGAGGAGAGCAUCGAGGGGACUUGACAGACAUUUGAUUGAGGAUGGUCUUAGCAACACAAUUCUUACUCUGCCGCUAGCUUGGCAACAGGAAAUAUUGCUUGCUUGGUUUAAUCGAUUCAUGAACUCCAGUGAAGAUUGCCCAAAUAUACAAAGAGGUUUUGAAGUAUGGUGGAGGAGGGCCUUUUGGAGACGCGGUGGUGAGCAGGAAAGAACACGACCUUUACGAAUUACAACUGCAACCAUUGAGAACCCGUAGAGGAUGAUAUUUCAGGAUGCAGGAGAAAGGUGCUCUUGUAUGUCUGCGUUCCUUUUCCUUCUUCUGAUCAAUAUGGCCCGGUCUUCUUUAUUUGAUUUUUUUUUUUUUUUUUGGUUGAUUUUUUAGUUCUUAAACCAACACAAGCUGUUUGUAAGGGAGAAGUUGACUUUUAAUUGGUGUAUAGUGUGUUUAGUUUAAUUCUAUGUACUAAUGUUUAGUCUGGAAGGAAGAUGAAUAAUAUUGAGGUGCAACUUUCAAAUUUUGUUGUUAGUAAACUCAGAAGCAGCUUCUUGUCAAUUUGGUCCUCUAAAUGUCACUUAUUUUAUUUUAUUUUAUUUUUUUUACUCCAUCAUAUUAUAAUUUAAUUUUUUGAUUUCAUUAGGAAGGUCUUCGAGAGUCUCUUAAAUAACAAUAAUCCUGCUUCAUCUGAGAAAAAAAAUGCUUUUGUCUUGUUGGGUGUGUGGAAAUGGAUUCAAGACCAAGAUAAAGGAAUAUCUGAAAGUGAAGAUCAAAGAUGAUGGACGAUCUAUCAUUGUUAGUAGAUCAUGACCCAACUCGAAUUGGUUUAGCUAUUGAAAUUAUGCAAGCCCUCUAGCCUGAUAUGUAUGAUUUGUUUGUAAAGCAUCCUAUACUGUGCUGACAGACAUAGCAUGAAGAGUGUGAUUUUGCAAUGUAAUUCUAUAUAUGCAUAUACAUGUUGAACUUUGUAUUCUAGAGAAUAAUUUCCAUUCGGGUUUUCUCUGUGGGAAUAGAAUUUGCUCCGUUUUUGAGA
Messenger RNA from Ziziphus jujuba (common jujube), 3323 nucleotides. RefSeq names its product BTB/POZ domain-containing protein At1g63850. Gene Ontology annotation, molecular function: protein binding. Bases 530 to 2551 code for a protein of 673 amino acids. The transcript is spliced from 4 exons. The record is from RefSeq and is a predicted model, not a curated record. NCBI's taxonomy places the organism in Eukaryota, Viridiplantae, Streptophyta, Magnoliopsida, Rosales, Rhamnaceae.